UUUAUCCAGUCUUUAUUGAAUUCGCGCGAAGGCGAACACGUUUAAAAUGCGUCAAUGAUUUUAUUCAUACGUUCUUGAGAUUUAAGAUGAACGUAAUUCAGGAACUACUGUUGUUGAUUGUGUGUUAUUUUGUGUUAAAUGUGUUUGCUUCACCGGGAGGAAGACCAGAAAUUAUAUCAGAGUUACAGCCAGUGGUUGAGGCAAAUGACAAUCAUUCGUUAUUUUGUGAAGGAAACAGGCCUCUGAAAUGGACGGUGCCUAAAGUAAAAAAAGACAAACAAUCUUGGACCACAUUUAUCCCCGUGUCUGAGGAACCUAUAAACAACCAUUACAAGUAUGGAAGCAGACUGCAAAUUAUUAACAUGAGUUAUCCUUUUAUUGGUUUUUAUUACUGCCACUAUGAAGAUGCAGACAUAGAUAACCCUGAAGAAAGCACAAGCGUAUAUUUAUACGUUAAUGAUCCUGAUCAUUUAACCACUCUUGAAUUGAACAACGUCAUUGAGCAAGUUAUUGUCACUCAGUACCAAGAAGCUGUUAUACCUUGCAAACCUACUGCACCUGAUGUCGAUGUCACACUCUCAACCUUAGCUGAUGGUUUUAAUGUGUCUUUAGACGAUAUAAAUCAGGACGAAACCCUUUAUCGUUACGAUCGUCUCUACGGAUUCCUUACAAAUGACACCAAAAAUCUACACAUUGAUCCAGUGUUCGAAUGUAUGUUCUACAAAAAUGGCAUUAUGCAGAAGUCCAUCGUUAGAAUGAUCGUGGAAAUACCCAUCAGCCACUUGCCAAUACCACAUCUACAAGACCUGAGCGAGGGUCAUACUGUUGUCGGGAAGGAUUUAAAUCUGAAAUGUAAUGUAAUAGCGAAAAACAACGUGCACUUUCAUUGGGUAACACCAGUUCCAGUGGAUGAGGAACGAAUGCGUACUCGUAAGGAGAGGAAGAAUGACAUGAUGAUGGAAACUUUAACAAUAUAUAACACUACAAAGUCUGAUAAUGGAACCUAUUUCUGCAAUGUGACUGAUAAUCAACAUCACAGCUCUCAUGCUAGCCUGAAUGUUAAAAUUUUCGAUGUCAAGGAGCAUUUCCUUGUCGUGGAGGAAGAAAACGAUGUUUACUCCAUAAUAGCAUCCGCGGGAGAACCGUCAGUUCAGUGGAGUGUUGUAGUCAAGGGUCAUCCUAAACCUUCUGUAACUUGGUUAAACAACAAAAAUGAAACAAUUCGCAUGGAAAAUGGAAGCAAAUACGAAGCUUAUUACGACUCUUCUAAAAAUAGGGCAUUUUUAAAAAUUAAGAACAUCGAAAUUAAAGAUUUUGGCUUUUUCACCUUGCUGGCUAUCAACAACAAAACGGAGAAAAAGGAUUUCUUUCUAAAUGUAACAGAUAAACCAACUGUCGUGUUAGACGUAAAGCCUUUCCAUUUGAUUGACACCGAGACUAGAGUGAAGUGCUAUGCUUAUGCUUAUCCAGAACCAGAGUUCCAAUGGUACUUCAAAUCAUGUCAAUCCGUUGCUUGUAGUUUUAAGGAGAUAAAUGGAACAGUAUCUAAGAACAAGGGAUUUGAAUUCGUAUCUGAAGUAGUCAUCAACGCUACUGAGUCUGGAUUCCUGAAAUGUUUUGCAAGAAACUACAAAGGAAAUUCUUCAGCAUUUAAAGCAUUUUACGUAUCUGAUGUAAAAAAUGGUUUUGACAUAUUUGGUCUGGACAGUGGAGUGGACGUAAAUGAGGAAAAGAGAGUAGCAACAAUCGCCGAAGGCGACACGAUUACAAUAACAUGCGGUGCUUCAAAUCAGAAAUAUUCUGACGUCAAUUGGUUCUAUAAUAAUAAACUGCUAACGGAAAACGACAGAUACAAACUUACUAAGAGUAGUACCCAAUAUUCCAGCAAACUCGAACUAGAAAUUCAACGUGCAGAUGUUUCUGAUAAUGGAUUGUACAGCUGUAGAGUUAUCAACAAGAAUGGAGAGUACGAAUUUCAAAAUAUGACUUUCAAUGUGGCCAGUCCAGAACCACCAAACAUCACCAAUUCAACCUUGAUAGAUGAAAAGGCGAUGAACCUACCAGACAAACUAGUGUUAUAUUGUAAGGUUUCUGGCAUACCAAAACCUGUUUUGACCUGGUAUAAGAAUGGAAUUGUUUUUCAAGCAUUGGACGAAAAAAGGGUCUUUAUCACUGAGAGCAAUGACAAAAUAGUAUUUACCCAUACUAUAGCGCAAGACGAGGGCACCUACAAAUGCGAAGCAAGGAACAGGAUGGGAAGUAAACUGAAGCAACAGAUUGUUAAAUUUAAGAAUUUACCAAAAGCAGCUCAUGGUUGGCUCUUAGCUAUUAUUAUAUUGCUCAGCUUAGUAUCCCUUGGUACAAUAAUAUUUAUUAUCAUCAAAAUAAGGAAAGAAAAGCGAUUGCAAAGAGAACUGAAAAUACUGGGCCUUGCCAACUUUCAAAAAGGUGCUGUCGAAAACAUUAAUCCUGAACUCGGUUUGGAUGAGCAGGCUGAACUUUUACCUUAUGACCAAAAAUGGGAAUUUCCUAUAGAACAUUUAAAAUUAGGUAAACAAUUGGGAUCAGGCGCUUUUGGUGUGGUCAUGAAGGGAGUAGCGAAAAAAAUAAUAGAAGGUGAAGACGAAUCUACAGUAGCUGUCAAAAUGGUUAAAAAAAAUGCGGACCACAUUUAUAUCAAGGCCUUGGCAUCGGAACUGAAAAUAAUGGUCCAUCUCGGGAAACAUUUGAAUGUUGUUAACCUGUUGGGAGCCUGCACAAAAAAUGUUGCCAAAAGGGAAUUACUGGUUAUUGUUGAAUUCUGCCGGUUUGGCAACCUACAGAAUUAUCUCCUAAGGCACAGGGACAAUUACAUAGACCAAGUAGAUCCCAAAACGGGUAGGGUGGACUAUGUGAUUGGUCAGGAGUUUUUCGACAGGUCUUACUCAGUAUCAAGUGAUAAAAGUAAUGCUCAGUCUCCUUCACUCAAAUAUGCUGCAUUGAUAUUUUCCAACAGCAGCAACCAGGCAGUUGUACCGCCUGCUAAUAACAUGGGAGAUUAUCGAGCAAAUCCUAAUGGUGAUGUAUGCCCUUCUACGGAUAUGACAACGGUAUCCCAUGGUGAAGAUGGAAUAACCCUAAGCAAUAAUAGCGUCCAACCAGAUUGGCGGUCCAAUUACAAAGGAGACUACAAAGGCAACGUCAAACCUAUUUGUACAAAAGAUCUUCUGGCUUGGGCUUUUCAAGUUGCUCGAGGCAUGGAAUAUUUAGCUUCCAGAAAGGUACUUCACGGUGAUUUAGCUGCGAGAAAUAUACUUCUUGCUGACAACAACGUCGUCAAGAUAUGCGAUUUUGGCCUGGCAAAGAGCAUGUACAAAAAUGACAAUUACAAGAAAAGAGGAGACGGACCUUUACCAGUAAAAUGGAUGGCCAUAGAAUCUAUAAGGGACAGGGUGUUUUCAACUCAAUCGGACGUGUGGUCCUUUGGCAUAGUCCUUUGGGAAUUUUUCUCAUUGGCAAGAACUCCAUAUCCCGGUAUGGAAGCAGAUGAAAGACUAUAUCAGAAGUUGGUGGACGGAUACAGAAUGGAAUCGCCACAGUAUGCUCCAAAAGAGAUCUACAAAAUGAUGACUGACUGUUGGGCUCCUAAACCACUGGCACGACCUUCAUUUGAAAAGUUGUCAGAGCGAUUGGGAAGUCUUCUAGAAGACACAAUACGAAAGCACUAUAUUGACUUAAACGAUCCUUACUUGGUUAUGAACACUCAACGCCUUGGGGAUGGCCAAAGCGAUUAUUUGUCGAUGUUAAGUCCGCCCACGUUUGAAGCCCUUUCUUCGCCUCAUUAUGUGAACGAGAUGGUCGGACAAGAAUCACUGGAAGAUUCUGGUUACCUCAGUAUGAAACCCAACACCAUAUUCAGUCCACGAGCGGAAGACGGUCCGAUGUUCGACUUCAAUGUGAACAACCGCAAACACUUGAACUCGGAGGAAGGGAACACUAUGGAGAUGUUGCCGAUGUUGCAAAGGACUAGCGAAUCGGGCUACGAGACCCCAGUGCAAAGUCCUGUCACCCCCAAUAGCUUCUCGAACCCCAGUUACCACAUACCUCCAAACGUUGGGGAAGAAACCAAAGAUUACAGUAACAACAACAGUGAAAUAGUGAGGUCAAAGGACAAUUACGUCAACAUGCCCCAAAAUAAAACUUUUAUCAAGGACAAAGUUACAAAUCAGAACAAUCCCUUCAUAGAUUCGGACAGUGAAAAGGGCAAUGCGCAUUACGUGAACAGCUCCAGCAAGGACUGGGAAAGUGUCAAAGUGUAAAGCUAUUAUAUAUUUUAUAGUGUUUACAUUUUUUUUAAUACAUGUAACAAAUAGGAUCUCCAUUAUACAGGACAGAACCGUUUUUAACUUUAUGUUAAAAAGUAAUAAUACGUACCUGUAUGUCUUUGUAUAUUUAAUGUUACAAAGAGAAACUUAAAAGGUUAUAUUGUUGAAAAACUAUUAGGGUGAUUUAUUUGAACAUGAUGAAGAUAAAAUAACUGAUGUUUUGAUAUCGAAAACAAAAGGUACAGAUAUUAGAGCCCCCGCAGAUGUGCCGCCUCUGGAUACCAUUUGCCUAAAAUGUAAAAAAUAAACGCCGAAAUCAAACGACACGCUAAUUUGACAGAUCUGGUCACAUUGAACGCACUGAAUGGUACAAUGCGCUGAACUAAUAAAUGGGAGUUUCAAUAACACUUACGCAAUCCUCGGUUUCAUGACCUACAUCGAUAUCAGCUGACUGAAAUUACUUUACAGGCUUAACAGGCUAUUGAUUAUGUCUUAAAAAACAGGGUACUAAGGAACUACAACGUUGAAGGGUUUUGAUUG
Molecule: messenger RNA, 4844 nt
Organism: Anoplophora glabripennis (Asian longhorned beetle)
Lineage: Eukaryota; Metazoa; Arthropoda; Insecta; Coleoptera; Cerambycidae
Product: vascular endothelial growth factor receptor 1
Exons: 26
Coding region: 87-4298 (1403 amino acids)
Biological process (GO): multicellular organism development; cell surface receptor protein tyrosine kinase signaling pathway; protein phosphorylation
Cellular component (GO): signaling receptor complex
Molecular function (GO): transmembrane receptor protein tyrosine kinase activity; ATP binding
Source: RefSeq, a predicted model, not a curated record